AUGUCCGGCGAUAGCGUGGUGGUUCGGAAGGCGGCGGCGGCGUGGUCGACGGAAGAGACUCAACCAGGAUGGACGAGAGACAGGCGGUUGGGCUGGGAAGAGAUGGGUGAGAGGGAGGACUGGAAAGGAUUUUCAUUACUACCACUUGAAACUUUUAAGGAUCCUUCAAAUGGAUACCUUGUCGAUGACUCUUGCAUGUUUGGAGCAGAGGUUUUUGUCAUAAAGAACACCGGCAAGUGGGAAUCUCUUUCCUUCGUUAAGGCACCCAACAUUAAAAACUCUACUUUUACGUGGGAGGUUGAGAAUUUCUCGGAGUUAGACGAGGAUUUUUAUCUAUCUGAAAUGUUUUCUGUUGGAAGAACAUUGUGGAAGUUAAAGAUUUAUCCUAAUGGAUUACACCCUUUUAAGGGUAAAGCCCUCUCGUUAUAUUUAGCUCCAACUCUAUGUCUCUGUGGAAGCAACAACGCGACUAAAGCAGCGACAUAUGCAGAGUUCGAGCUACGACUGCUUGACACAGUCAACGGUAAAAACACAGAGCGUUCAGUCAGCCGUUGUUUCAAUCCAUCUGAUAUGUACAACAAGGCCUACGGUUUUGGAAAUUUUCUCUCACUGGAAAAUCUCCAUAAUCCCUCGAGUGGGUUCUUGGUGGACGAUAAGACUUUUUGUUGA
Messenger RNA from Morus notabilis, 669 nucleotides. RefSeq names its product protein RESTRICTED TEV MOVEMENT 3. The transcript has 5 exons. Gene Ontology annotation, molecular function: protein binding. The record is from RefSeq and is a predicted model, not a curated record. NCBI's taxonomy places the organism in Eukaryota, Viridiplantae, Streptophyta, Magnoliopsida, Rosales, Moraceae. Bases 1 to 669 code for a protein of 222 amino acids.